Chiloscyllium plagiosum (whitespotted bambooshark) is the source of this 7046-nucleotide messenger RNA. NCBI's taxonomy places the organism in Eukaryota, Metazoa, Chordata, Chondrichthyes, Orectolobiformes, Hemiscylliidae. The record is from RefSeq and is a predicted model, not a curated record.
ACACCCUCUCCUCCAACCUCUGUCACCUUUCACCUGCAUUGACCUAUUGCCUUCCCAGCUACCCCCUCCCCAUAUUGAUCUCCGCUCUCCCAUGCCUGAAAGGCUUAUGCCCGAAUCGUCGACUGUCGUGCUCCUCGGAAGCUGCCUGACCUGCUGUACUUUUCCAUCACCACACUUUUUGGCCCAUAUUUUCACAGCUGUCAAGAAACAUCCCAUAGACUAACCGAUUGAUUUUUUAAAAUCGAAAGUAUUUGACACAUUCUCAUCUAUGUGUGGAAGGAGAUGUAAUAUAAACUGAUGAGGGGACAAGUCGUUUCGUCAAAGAACAUGCGAUACGCUGUGUAAUGAAUUUUGUUUUUCAAAUGCAUCAAUCAUACAAUUGCUUCGCACGCCCAGUACGAGCUCCACUCUGGAGGUACGCCACUAUUAAACCUGCGGCGGAGGCGGCUGCUGCUGUUUUGGGGGAGGGGGGGCAUGAGGGGAGCAUAGGUUGACUGGCGGGCAAGCGGCGCUGUUAUUGGCUGCUCUGUGACCCCGCCCCCUGGCCCCGUCAGUGCAGUCACGCGCUUUCCAGGAACCCGUCAGAAAGAUAUCAACAAAACAAACGCGCGUCUCGAUUUGCUGUCCCAUCACAACCUCCGAAGCUGAUCAACCUGACAACACGCCUUUCUAGAGGUUUGCAAAUUAGAAGGAACAUCUGACCAGAAGAAAACUUCAGUGAAGUGAUAGUUGAACCUCUAGUUAACAUUUUUAAAAUCACUUCAACCAUUUAGUAAAACUGGAAACAGCUCGACCAAGACUACAGAAAAUAAAUUGCUUGAAUAAGCCAGAUGUGGGCUUGGCAAUGCCGCAGAUUUCCGUAUGGAUUCUGUGGAUCGACAAAUAUACUCAUCCCGAUGUACUUGAUUUUCACCUGAAAAUCUUUCACUCUUGCUUAAAGAAAACUGUUAAGUGUUCAUGGCCCAGUGUUAGCGGAAUGGAUCCUCCAUUUGGGGAUGCCUUUUGCAACCGUCCAUUUCCAGACCAGGUCUUAACUAGUACCGAUUUGUUGGGGAAUAAUUCAGACCCUGAUUUCAUGUAUGAACUGGACAGAGAGAUGACUUAUACUCACAGCUCGAGAGAUGAUCCUCUUACCUUGGGAGAUUGUAAAGACCUUGAACUUUUAGAACCAUUAAAUGACUUACUGGAUUCCGAUCCUUCCUAUACUUCAAACUGGGAGCAAUGGGACACGUGCUGGGAAGACUUGACAAAAUACACCAAGUUAACUAGCUAUGAUAUUUGGGGAACAAAGGAAGUGGAUUUCCUUGGGCUGGAUGACUUUUCCAGUCCUUAUCAAAACGAAGAUGUCAUAAGCAGGACCCCAACUUUGGCCCAGCUAAACUGUGAAGAUUCACAGCCUGUUUUGGAUUCAUUAUAUCAUCCUGAUCUACUCAAGAGUUUAAAUCAAAAUUCAUUAACCUCUUCUCUGGCUGGUAAAAAACUUGCAGCAAACAGGGCAAUGCCACUAGUGUCAUCUGCCAGAAGUCCUUGUAUAGAUGCUUGCUUGCCAGAGACUACCCAAAAGUUAGCCAAGUCUGUUUCUUCUAGUGCUACUGUGGACAAUGGCAACACAAAUCAGCCCCUGAAUACCAAAAUAGGGCCUGUUCUUUUAGACAACAAAGACUUUGUUAAAAAAGCUAAAGUCUGGAUCAAUCCAGUACCACUUGGUAAAUCAACAUUGGGUGCUACCCAGGUGCACAGUGACUUACCAGAUGAUUCCUGUUGUAGUGAUAGUGGGGCUAAUGUCAGGAAACUGGAGAAAAAGAAUGUAGAAAGUAUUUAUUCCAAUAAAGCACCCACUGUAUUCAAAGAAACUAAUGACCCGAGUACUCGAACUGAAACUAUUGAAAUUUUAUCACCAUCUGUCCCUGAUCACACCCAGAAAAAGGAAGAGCACAAUUAUUCUUUGUUUAUUUCUGAUAGUUUGAAUGAGCAGUCUCCAAGUAUUGAGCAGGAAGCAGAAGAUGAUGAUGAUGAUGAUGAUGAGGACCAUGAUGAAGGAUUUGGUAGUGAGCAUGAAUACAGUGAUAAUGAGGAAGAUGAUGACGAUGAUGAUGAUGAAGAGGAGGAGGAGGAAGACAAGGAUGAUGAUGUCAGUGAUACCUUCUCUGAACCGGGAUUUGAAAAUGACACAGUAGAUGACAUGAAGGAUGCAUUAACAGGUAUCUCCAGAAAAAGGAGCAAAAGAAGAUACUUCUGGGAGUACAGUGAACAGCUGAUGCCACCACCCAAGCAAGAUCGAAUGUUGAAGCCUUCUGAAUGGGAUAGAGAUACUUUGCCCAGUAAUAUGUAUCAGAAAAAUGGUUUACACCAUGGGAAAUAUUUAGUGAAGAAAUCUCGCAGAACAGAUGUAGAAGACUUAACUCCAAAUCCAAGAAAAUUACUUCAGAUUGGGAAUGAACUUAGAAAACUAAACAAGGUGAUUAGUGAUCUAACGCCUGUAAGUGAACUGCCAUUAACUGCCAGACCAAGAUCGAGAAAAGAGAAGAACAAACUUGCAUCCAGGGCUUGUCGCUUAAAGAAAAAGGCUCAGUACGAGGCUAAUAAAGUAAAGCUAUGGGGUCUGAAUACUGAAUAUGAUCAUCUGCUUUAUGUGAUUAACUCAAUAAAACAAGAAAUAGUAAAUAGAGUACAGAGGCAGGGGGAGAAAGGAAGUGGCAGCAUCCUAGAAAAACUUGAAAAUCUCUUAAAUGAAACACUCGGGACAACAGUAGCUGGACAAACAUCUGACUUUGUCAAUCAAGUGUUAGAAAAAACAGGAGAAGGAGACCCAACAGGUGGUCUUGAAGGUCUUCGCGUACCCACAUCAAAAGUGUAACACGAUAUCUUCUGUCAGAAACAACUUCAACCUAUAGUUACAUGUUUGCCAUUUUUGUGAUAAAUGUUUGAUUCAUUAUAGCAAGUGACAUUUUGUUAGUUGUGUUAAACUUGCUUGAAAAGGAGAAGGAAAACUCAUGUUAGAGUUCUAGAAAAGAAAUGCACAAUGAGAUAAGUAUGGUUAUGUGGGCUCAGGUACUAUGAGGUAAAUUUCACUUACCUAUAAAAUGACUAAGGAUUGAUGUGUUCUAAAAUGUUGGUAGGAACUUAUGUUAAGUUUCCAUAGAAAUGUGGAUGUAGUAGUUGAAUCAAGAAAUCAAGAAAAUUAGUUUGUAAUUAUUUUUAAAGUUAACCGCUGUUGCUGAUUUUCUUCCAUUAGUAACAUUAUAUAUUUCUUUUGUAUAUACUAUAUAUUCUUGUAUUAUUAAGUAUGAGUUAAAUAGUUCAUAUAGUAAAUUACAUGGCCUUUUCCAGACAUUGUGUGAGUAUUUAAGUUUGAGAAAGGAGUAAUAUUCUCUGUGCCUUGUAUUUAAAUGAAAGUAAAGAUGUAAGGUGAAAUGGAUGUACAGUGGGUAAAUUUUAUGGAUUUAAAAAAGUAUUUGUUUAUUUUCACUCUUUGGCUGUUUAAACCAUUUUGAAUGUAAAUAGGAAUAUUUCAGCAAUGUAGAUAUAUGCCACAGAGUCUGUAUUGUAUAAAGAUGGUUAUUGAAACAUGAGUUUCGGUACUUUUCAGAAAUAUUUGCACACUAUUUUGUACCAAAGACAAAUGCAACUAUAUGGCAUAAUGCCAGUGAAGUAAGGUUUUGCACAGCUAACACUGAUACAGAAUUGAAUGUAAUCAGGGUUGGGGUUAGGGUUUUACUAGAACUGUGAAAUAGGUUGUGUGGGUCCAAAUAGCCACAGAAAGAGGAUGCAAAUACACUUUAUCUGAUUUUUAUCCUAUAAGCUAUUGUUAAGCUUCUAGGAAAUCAAAUAGUAAGAGUUUAUGGACUCUUGUCUUCUGCAGAUAUAGAUGCAUAGCAAAAGAAUGUAAUUUAUUUGUAGUUGUGUGUUAACAUUUCAGUGUAAUAUAGUGGCUUGUAAUUGUUACAUUAAAAAAGAUAAAUGCAUGUAUGUGGUACACUCUUGAAGGCAAAUAACUAAAAUUUGAUUUUAACAAUUUGUACAAUUGUAUAAAUGUAUAUUGCCUCCCAAUUCUGAAAUUCCUAAGUUGCCACUUUUUCCAUUUAAUGCAGUAAUGUGCAUGUCAAAUUUCUAAAUGUUUCUCGAUAGGAUGUAAAAAGUACUUCUAAAGCUAUAUAUUUUUGUAUUCUCAAUUAAGUAACCAAAAUAGUUAUUGUAAAAGCUAAAUAUCUGAAUUCUGUUGAUCCUAUUUGUUCAAUUGGUGUAGCUUUUCAAUUAGGACAGUAUAAAUAGACCAACAUGAGUUUUUAGCUUUUAUUUUCAUAUUCAUUAGUAGUAACUGGAUUGAAAAGUUGUGUCACUUUGGUUAGGUUAUGGAUCUAAAAGUUACUUCACAUAUUAAUGAGUUCAGUCAUCGUGAAGUGCUGAUAUCUGAGUGGUAUUGUUGGACGUCAGAGCUUAAUGUUAACAUCCAUCCUACUGGCAGCUGUAGAAGUGCAGUUAAUCUUAUUUUUGUGUUUCUUUGUAAAUAAAAAAAUGCUUGUUAAUUGAUAACACUUUAUUUUAUGAAUAUUAGAAUUGCACUUUGUCACCAUUGCAUUUGUACUCCUGCCAUUUGCUGCUACUCCUGACCUGUAAGAAUGCUACAGUGAUACUUGAUUUAUACCUGCUAGUAAAAUGUAUAGUUACUCUUGGGUAACAAAAUGAAAGCAAGCUGUGCAGCUUUACAUUUUACCAGGGGACUCUGUGGCAUUAAAUAGUCUAGAGAUGGUCGUACUUUGAUGCCAGUAAUAUCUUGCUUCCUUUUUCAUAAAUAUUUUAAUCUAUGCUAAUAUAUAAAAUAACCUUUAAAAAGAGAGAUGUAUAAUGUUCUGUUUGGAAUUUUGACAGACUGAGCAUGUUAAGUAUUCUUGGAAUGAUUGAUUUAUUCUUGUCAUACAUUCUGAAACAACAGAUCUGUAAAACUCUCCAGUUAGAAAUAUAGCACUGAAAAGCUAUAUUUAUAAAUUUGAAUAUGUCUAGUUCUAUUUUCAGAUUCAUAAUGUUUUUUUUCUGGCAUAAUUGCAAUAAUUUUUACAAUGCAGGUCUCACGUGGAUCCUGCCAUUUUUCCCACCACCAGUUUGGAUAUUCAAAGGGAUGACUUUUUUAAAAUCAAGAUUUAGUUUUGGAUACUGAAAGAAAUAUAGCUCUCAAAAUCAGAUUUUAAAAUGUAUGGUAAAAUGCUGUGUAUUCUGAGUAAAAUUGAUCCAUUCAGAAAGUACAAACCCAGCAACAAAAUGCAUGCAAGUUCAAGAAGUGACUCAAUGUUUAUGCCUUAAUAAGAUGGAUUUUCAAAUAUAAACUGAUGCCACAUACCAUUUUAGACAAACCUGUUGAAAAUUCAAUAUUGUUGGGAACUACUGAUGGAUAGGUGAGGUGCUACAGCAGAUUAAAACAGGACAAGUUAAAACUUUACAAUAAUUAUCAGUAUCACUCCGCUUUAUGACUGGUGCAUUUUUUAGUUAGAUGCAGAUAAUCCAAAUGAUCAGUACUCUGGAGGUAUAUUCUACAUAUAAUAUUUAUUGUGACUACAACCAAGAUGAUUUGUGUGUGAUGCUUUCCAGUAUUUCAUAAUUGAAUGAUAGAUUUUGUUGUGAAGAAUAACAUUCCAGUUAUUAACCAACUUACUCAGAUUUUAGCACCUUUCCUGUGUAAUGUAAAUUUAACAAGCCUAUAAACAUCCAUAGGAAAUGGCAAAUACUUAGAAUGAGUGCCUGAUUUAUAUGAAAAUAAAAGUGUAAUAAAUGGCAAAUGUUUCAUUUUCACAAGUGUCUGAGUAAUUAAUUGUACCACUUCGCACUAGCUCAGUUCAAAUUCUAGUUUUAAUUCUGAAAGAAACUUUGUUAACAGAUCUCUCAGAAAAAUGUAUUGCUGUCCUUAUUGUCCACAAAUCACCUUUUUUGACAUUUUAGGGAAAUCUGACUUAAAUUCUCAUUGCAUUUUUGCCAGUUAUGUACAUAUGUUAAUUUUUAUGAAUACACAUUGUGCUAUUAAAAGGUUAAACAUUGUUUUCCACUUAGUUGUAAAUUAAAACUUUACCAUGAACUCAACACUUAAGCUCACAUUUAAAGUUGACAGGUCUGUUGUUUCCAAUAUAAAUCUACUUGUACUCUUUUUAUAAAAUUGUGUUUGAGACACAAUAUAUAUUUAAUGGUGGCACUAACAGUGGUAUUGCUAUUCAUUUGAAAUCCUGACCAUCUAUGCAGUUGUCUUCCUUCAUGUAAUUAUGUGAAAUAAGUCUUCACUUUACAAGAAAUUUUGAACUUCUGUCUGCUUUUUUUAAUUUGUACUACAAUCAAUCCUGACUUAAGAUUAAAUCUUAUGAACUGUUGGCUAUUUCACUAGAACAAUGUCAUUUAAUUUUAUUCCUACUUUUAGUCAUUCCAUCUCUACACCACAACUAUCUGAUACCUUUCCAAGAGAUUGGAUAAAGGUGGUUGUAGAUAGCAUAGUUGUUAAUACCCAGAGAAUCAUUUCAUGAAAGUUUAUCGAAUGUAUAAUUUCUUUUACAUGUAUUGAAUGAUCCUGGAUCUUUAUUCAUUUUGUGCAGUCAUUUAUGGGACCCAAUUAGCUUAAAAAUGUAUCUAUUAGGUAAAUCUUCAUCACUUCUUUUUGUGUAAUGAAGAAAGCAAGACUCAGUGAAAAAUUAUUUGUAAAGUGGUUAUUACCUUUUAAAGAAAGUAAUUUUAAUUGGAUAUUUGGACAUGUUUGGCUGUUUACUCCAGUUGUAUCCCCUAGUAAUACUCUUUUGUGUGUCUGUAUUGCUAUUUAGAAUUUGCAUCAACUUCAAUAAUGUCAUAAACUAUAAAAUGUAGAUAAGUAUUUUUCCAUUUUGGAGAUCAUUUCCUACUUGUGCUUUAAGUGUGUUUGGCACCAACAGUAUGCUCAAGGAAGUUAUGAAGGUAGUCAUCUUACCCAGCAACUUUACAUCAAGUUGAAAUACAAGCAUAUUUAUCUUAUUCCUGAUUUGGAGAUGCCAGUGUUGGAUUGGGGUGUACAAAGUUAAAAAGUACACAACACCAGGUUA